This is a messenger RNA of Balaenoptera ricei (Rice's whale), 5002 nucleotides long. RefSeq names its product heparan sulfate 2-O-sulfotransferase 1 (gene HS2ST1). Bases 393 to 1466 code for a protein of 357 amino acids. Gene Ontology annotation, molecular function: heparan sulfate 2-sulfotransferase activity. Gene Ontology annotation, cellular component: membrane. Lineage: Eukaryota; Metazoa; Chordata; Mammalia; Artiodactyla; Balaenopteridae. The transcript is spliced from 7 exons. The record is from RefSeq and is a predicted model, not a curated record.
GUUGGCGGAGGAGCGCGCGGCCGCGACCAAAGGAGGGAGGGAAGGAAGGAAGAGAGGGAGGCAGGCAGGCAGGCGGGCGCGGGGCUCGGGGACUGAGGCGGUAGAGGGAAGCGAGAGCCCGGCAGCCGCUUCGCGCUGUGUUUGCUGCGCGGGCUUUUGGAGGGGCGGCCGUGGAGUCGGCCGAGGAGAAGCGGACACCGGCGGCGUUGGUGCUGGCGCCUGGGGGCGGGGGACUGGGGAGGCGAGAAGGGGGGUCGCUGCGGUGCUUCUCUCGCUGUCGCGCUCUCCUUGCCUUUCUCCCGGCUCGGUGGGCUCCUCCCGGCGUCUCCCUUGCCUCCGGGGCCCCGAUCCCCGCCCCCCGCGGUAUGUCUUGAUCCCGAGCAGCGGGUUUCAUGGGGCUCCUCAGGAUUAUGAUGCCGCCCAAGUUGCAGCUGCUGGCGGUGGUGGCCUUCGCAGUGGCAAUGCUCUUCUUGGAGAACCAGAUCCAGAAACUGGAGGAGUCCCGGUCGAAGCUAGAAAGGGCUAUUGCAAGACAUGAAGUUCGAGAGAUUGAGCAGCGACAUACGAUGGAUGGCCCUCGGCAAGAUGCAGCUUUAGAUGAGGAAGAAGACAUGGUGAUCAUUUACAACAGAGUCCCCAAAACUGCAAGCACCUCUUUUACCAAUAUUGCCUAUGACCUAUGUGCAAAGAAUAAAUACCAUGUUCUUCACAUCAACACUACCAAAAAUAAUCCAGUAAUGUCACUGCAAGAUCAGGUGCGCUUUGUAAAGAAUAUAACUUCCUGGAAAGAGAUGAAACCAGGGUUUUAUCAUGGGCACGUUUCUUAUUUGGAUUUUGCAAAAUUUGGUGUGAAGAAGAAGCCAAUUUACAUUAAUGUCAUAAGGGAUCCUAUUGAGAGGCUGGUUUCUUACUAUUACUUUCUGAGAUUUGGAGAUGAUUAUAGACCAGGGUUAAGAAGACGAAAACAAGGGGACAAAAAGACCUUUGAUGAAUGUGUAGCUGAGGGCGGCUCAGACUGUGCUCCAGAGAAGCUCUGGCUUCAAAUCCCAUUCUUCUGCGGCCACAGCUCGGAAUGCUGGAAUGUAGGAAGCAGGUGGGCUAUGGAUCAAGCCAAAUAUAACCUAGUUAAUGAGUACUUUCUGGUGGGAGUUACUGAAGAGCUUGAAGAUUUUAUCAUGUUAUUGGAGGCAGCUUUGCCCCGGUUCUUCAGGGGUGCUACAGAGCUCUAUCGUACAGUAGGAAAGAAAUCUCAUCUUAGGAAAACCACAGAGAAGAAACUCCCUACUAAACAAACCAUUGCAAAACUACAGCAAUCUGACAUUUGGAAAAUGGAGAAUGAAUUCUAUGAGUUUGCCCUAGAGCAGUUCCAAUUCAUCAGAGCCCAUGCUGUACGAGAAAAAGAUGGAGACCUCUACAUCCUUGCACAGAACUUUUUCUAUGAAAAGAUUUACCCUAAAUCGAACUGAGUACAAGGUGUGGCAGUUAGAUUCUUGAACUACAGCUUUGACCCUGUCUUCACCUUACUUCUCAGCUCCACAACUUGGAUUGCUGAUGGGUGUGUAAGAUAAUUUGUAUUGAACUGAGUUAGGAUACAGACAGUGAUGUCAAGGAAGUAGAUUCUGGCUGAUAUGUUAGUGGUCUAGGAAGUUUAAGUUUCAGCCUUUUUUUUUUUCUGGUUAAAUAUUGGUGGGAGUUAUAACCUCCUGCCUGGACAAAACCUACACAUCACCUAAAAUAAACACAUAGCAGGUCUAAUUGAAGGCUAAAUAUUGAAAUACAAUUUCAGAAAAAGUUCUGAUACUCUUUUUGAUAAAGCUUUUUUUUUUCAACUAACCAUGAAUGAAGAUGAAUCCAUUUGCUACUUCCACCUUCACCUGGAGGUUUGGGUUAUACACCUCUACUGGAUAGUGUUAUUAACUGUUUGGCAGUGUGUACUUUGUUUUUGUGAAUCACGUCCCAUGAAAUUUAUUGAAAUGUUUGAUCACGUUUGCUAAGAAUGUAUCUGCUGUAGUUGGAACUGCCCAUAUUUAUGUAGGUCAUUUUAAUUUUCUUAAAAAAGUGAUUAUUAGUGUUAAAAAUCAAUUUAAACCAUUAUUAAUACUGUAAAAAGAAUCAAAGCAGUAUUUCUCAUUCCUGUCUCCCCAGUAUCUAAGAUUGGGGAAACACUUCAAAGAAUGUUGACAUUGCCUGAAGUUUUGGUUAAGGCUUCCACACAUUAAUAUCAAAAAAGUAAGUUUAGUAUUUGUUUCUCCAUGGGUUAUUUGUAAAGGUGUAAACUGAGGUAUUGGUGAGUCCAUAUUAUAACUCCAUUUAGUGAGCUGUGGUAUGGGUAGGAUUUUCCUACUUCUUCUGUACUUUUACUUGUAGACUAUUUUUACUAAGGUGCUUUAUAAUGUGUUUUAAAGCAUUGCAUUUACAAAAAAAAGAAAACGGAAAAUGCUGUAAAUAUUGCAUAUUUUAUGUAUUUGGACCAAAAGAUCAUAAGUAAUUAGACAAAAGUGGUUUUGCACCAAUUUUAUUAUGUCAAGUAAAACCAUCAGACCUACUGUUCUUGUAUUUCUCAUUUAACUUUACUGUUAAGACAUCACUGCAAUGAACUUCAAUAACCUUUCAAUUUUGAUACACAGUACAUUAUUCAUAAUUGGGGGCAGUAGUUAUAGUGGAAAGAGUACUGGACGAGGAGUCAGAAAACUUGAUUUCUUGUCCUGGCUCUGCCACUUACCAGCUGUGUGAUCUUGGGCAAGUCACUUAAUCUCUCUCUGCCUCAGUUUCCUCAUCCUGCAGUGAGGAUGAUAAUACCUGUCCUACCUACCUCACAGGGGUGUUGUGAGGAUUAAAUGAGAUGGCAUGUGAAAGCACUUUGAAAACUGUAAGUUGCUAUAUAAAUGUAAGGUAUUAUGGAAACAUCUUUAACAUAUAGUUUCAUACCAUUCGUUUUUUAACAAAGAAAGAGAAGAGUCCACCUAUAAGCUGGUUGAAAAAACAGUUAAUCUUGAUAUAAAUUUGUGUUUAAUAAAUAUCUUCUCAGUGUUUUAUCUUCCCUGUUUCAACAACUAUUGAAAUAUUGAAACACCUGUGAACUCUUACAGUUUCCUGAGCAGCUGCUUGAGUUCAGGAGGUUUCAUUAGCUGACUCAGGGCAAGGGAAAAUUCGCUCUUCAAAUUUGGAAGACUUUUCUGAUUUUAUUUUACAUUACCGUUCAGAAAGGGUACCUAUUUUAUACCUCUGGUUUUUAAGGUAUACUUUGCAGAGUUUGAUUUCCCUGUGCAUUCUUUACCUUCUUCCACUUCUUAGAGUAGCAGAGAUAAAGAAUUUUAGAAACAUUUUCUAAAAGGAUAAUCCUUAAUAGGUUUAGUUUAAAUAAAUAUCCCCGAACAAGGCCUCACCAAACUAUGUAAGCAUUAUAGUCAGGUGGCUUUAAAGGUUAUUAAUUGCAUAGAAGGAGGAGGGAGCGCUACUUAUCAAAAGACAUUUAUAGACAAAUUUAAAGAAAAGCUGAAGGAAAUUGACAGAAAGAGUCAUUGUAGCACCCUUUCCCCCUAAUAAUAGGACAAUAUUAAGGGAAUAUCAACAGGCUUACUUUUCUUACUUGGCUUUCUUUUUGGUGUAUUUAAUACCUUUUAUAGGUAUUUGUUGAGAAUAUAUACAAAUGAUUUCCUUGCCCAAAGUAAAGCACCACCUCAGGAUGGGGCAUCUGACGUUUGUCUGCUAAGGAACCCUAGUAUGCAGGUUAUUCUUGGGAGUCCAGCUAAAAUCUUCGUGAGGUGCAUCAACUCUUUUAGGUAACUAGAGUAGCACAUAGUGCACUAGAUCUGGGGUCAGUGAACUUUUCCUAUAAAGGUUCAGAGAGUAAAUACUAUUUUAGGCUUUGCACACCAUUGGUCUCCAUCACAACUACUCAACUCUGCCAUACUAGUACAAAAGCAGUCAUAGACAGCACAUAAAUGAAUGAGCAUGGCUGUGUCCCAAUAAAACUUUAUUACUGAAACAGGUGACAUGCCAGAUAUGGACCAUGGGUUGUACUUUACAAACUCCUGUAACAGAUUAUUAUUUAUGGAGAAAUCACUUUUGAAUCUGUACUCUAGUGGCCUAAAAGAGUUUAUAUACUUCCAAAAAAAGCUCCUAACUUCUAUCCAAAGAAUAGCUUUCUGAUUCAGGCAGUCUCUCCCACGGUUUCAUAAACUUUUACAACUUCGAUUGCUUCCAGGUGGGCGUGUUUUCUUUCCCAGUUUAACAGUUCAAAAUAGGGGCAUUUAUGCUAUCAUCUUUUAGGGUGUGUUAAAAGUAUCCUUCCUGGAGGCUGAGGAAGGUUUAGAUUUAAUUCCGUGUGGUCCAGUACAGUCCUAGGAAUCUGACAAGUGCAGAGUCCUUAUAAUACCUAACUUUAUAAUCAAAUAAAUAGAACCACUGAGACGACAAUGUAUUUUUUUAAAGUGGCAAAUGUGGUUUUCUUUUUUCAGCCUUUGUGCUUUUUCAGUAUUUUGAACCUAGGGAAAAAAGUUUUUUUUAAUAAUACAAAAGCAAAUUAACCACUUUGAAUUUUAAAAGAUAAUGUUAUAUGUGUAUGUGUACAUAUAUAUAUCUAUAUAUGUUUAUUUCCUAAAAGAGGAAAAAGUACCUUUUUGUUCAACUUGUAUCAACUCCUAUUUUCUAAUUGCUGUGAAAUGGCAACUGUUGAUAAAUUAUUGUGACUGUUUUAAAAUGUAAUGGGGAGGAUAUAUUUUGAUUUUACCCAGCUUUAAUCUGUAAAGUAUCACUUAAAUAUAUCUGAUAGCAACACUUAAAAUAUUGCAUGGGGAUUACUUUUCUAUCAUCCAUACGCAUUUGUGCAACUUUGAACAUAUUGGGUGAUUCUGAAUUCCUGAUGAUUGGAUUUAAAUUACUGAAAAUCAGAAAAAAGCUUACUGACUUUUAAACUUUGCAUUUUAUUUUUUAUUCUUAAAAUUCAAUUAAUGCCUAUAAUUUGAAGUCCUCUGUUGCUCUUUCUCAAUAUUAUGUCCUA